Molecule: messenger RNA, 5474 nt
Organism: Xyrauchen texanus (razorback sucker)
Lineage: Eukaryota; Metazoa; Chordata; Actinopteri; Cypriniformes; Catostomidae
Product: platelet-derived growth factor receptor beta-like
Biological process (GO): positive regulation of smooth muscle cell migration; cell surface receptor protein tyrosine kinase signaling pathway; angiogenesis
Cellular component (GO): signaling receptor complex
Molecular function (GO): platelet-derived growth factor binding; platelet-derived growth factor beta-receptor activity; ATP binding
Source: RefSeq, a predicted model, not a curated record
UCUCUCUCUCUCUCUCUCUCUCUCUCUCUCUCUCUCUCUCUCUCUCUCGCUCCAGACUGAAGUCUUAAGCUCCAUUCUCCCUCAAGCAGCUGUAAGAGUGACCCCUACAAAAAAGCAGAUAAUUGGACAGUGUUGCUCACUCAUAGCGAGAGAGAGACAGAGUGAAAGACAGAGAGCGAGACGCAGACGCUACGAGAGACAACGUUAUAGGAAUUUCCUAUAAAGGCUCUUGAUUUGAUGUCCGGGCAUCUGCGCUGAUGUAGAGUUUAAAAUCGUCCUGGACUGGAAGUGAACAUGAAGAGUUUCGGACUGUCCCAGCUGAUCGCCAUGACAACAGUUCUUCUCUGUGUGGGAAGUUCUGGUCUGGAACUCAGUCCAAGUGUUUCAGAAGUCAUCCUCAGCACAAACUCCUCCCUCAGCAUCACCUGCUCCGGCUGGAAUAACGUCACCUGGCGCUUCAACCGGGACGAGAACGUCCCACAAUUCCACACCCAGAUGCGCGGUCCCACCUCCAGCGUCCUGAGCUUAGAGAACGUGACGUGGAGACACACGGGUGUGUAUGUGUGCUCGGAGGACGCCACGCACGAGACCAGAGAGGUGGCUGUGUUUGUGCCCGAUCCUGAGGUGUGGUUUCUUGAAAAUGAGCACAUGAUGGUGACUAAGACGCGAGAGGAAGGCACAGUCCCGUGUCUGGUGACGGACCCGUGGAUAAACGCCACCCUGUACAAGAGAGACAAUGAGAUGCCAGUGAAUGGGUCGUACAACCCCAUCGUGGCUACACCGCGCCUGGAGGACAGAACAUAUAAAUGCAAAGGAGAACUGAAUGUGGAGAAAGACUCGAUGACCUUCUACGUCUUCAGCAUCUUCGUUCCCGAAGCGCUGGACCCCUUCAUCAACGCCUCCAAAACCAUCCUGAUACAGGGCGAGUCACUGGACGUUAACUGCACCGUUAACGGCGUGGAGCUCGUCUACUUCACCUGGGACUUUCCCAACAAAGACACGAGGAACAUUGAGCCCUUGACAGACAUAUUAUCCUCCAUGAGCAUGCGGUCCUGUCUCAACAUCACGGCCGUCACGCUGGCCAGCUCUGGAGAGUAUGCUUGUCACGUCCACGAGAGUAUACUAGACCAGAGAUCUUCAGCGAGUAUCAACAUCACAGUACUGGAGAGAGGUUUCGUGGCCCUGCGUUCACAUCUGGACCGGAACAUCUCGGCACAGCUCGGAGAAACCGUGCAGCUAAAGGUGGAGAUGGAGGCGUAUCCCAAACCCUCUGUGCGCUGGACUAGAGAUGGAACCGUUAUCGGCGGACACAACAUGAGACAGACUCACGAGACUCGGUUUGUCAGCACUUUGACUCUGGUCAGGAUUCGUCUUCAGCAGAUGGGACUCUACACAGUCAGCGCCCAAAACGAAGAUGAUGUUAAAGAGAUGACCUUUGACCUAGAGGUUAAAGUUCCUCCUCAGAUCACUGAACUCUCGGAUCAUCACCUGCCCGGGAAGAAGCACGCGGUCACCUGUGCGGCGGAGGGUGUGCCAUCACCCAGCAUCCACUGGUUCAGCUGUGACGGCAUGCCCAAGUGCAGUAACACGAGUGCAUUGUGGAGCCCUCUAGUGGAUGACCCAGAGAGUGUCACUAUCCACACCAAUGUCACAUAUAACAACUCACACAAGAUUCACCAGGUGCACAGUCAGGUGAUUCUCCUGCGGCCACAGAUGCUCACCAUCCGCUGUGAGGUGAGGAAUGAGAGAGGAGCCCGAGCCAGAGACAUCAGACUCGUCAACAACACACUGUUCUCUCAAGUGGCCGUUCUGGCCACUGUGUUAACGCUAGUGGUGAUCGCCAUCAUCUUCAUCAUCAUCCUCAUCGCUGUGUGGAGGAAGAAGCCGCGGUAUGAGAUCAGAUGGAAGGUGAUUGAAUCUGUCAGUUUGGACGGACACGAGUACAUCUAUGUUGACCCUAUUCACCUGCCCUAUGACCUCACCUGGGAGAUGCCUCGAGAGAGUCUGGUGCUGGGUCAUACACUGGGAUCUGGAGCGUUUGGCCGUGUUGUCGAGGCGACGGCAUAUGGUCUCGGCAGUGCUCAAUCAGCUACUAAAGUAGCAGUAAAAAUGCUCAAAUCAACGGCAAGAAGGAGCGAGACACAGGCUCUGAUGUCUGAACUGAAGAUCAUGAGUCAUCUCGGGCCUCAUCUGAACAUCGUGAACCUGCUGGGCGCCUGCACCAAACAAGGUCCUCUAUAUCUGGUGACAGAAUACUGUCGCUAUGGUGACCUGGUGGAUUAUCUGCACAGGAACAAACACAGCUUCCUUCAGUCCUUCGCAGACAAGAACCACAUCACCAACGGCGACAGCAGUCAGAUCUGUUACGAUACAGUUGAGCCAACAGGAAAAGAAUACGUGUCGUUCGGCAGUGAGUUUGAUGGAGGUUAUAUGGACAUGACUAAAGAUGAUCAGAUAGAAUAUGUUCCAAUGCAUGAGCUCACAGACUCGAUCAAGUAUGCUGAUAUCCAACCGUCCCCCUAUGAGUCACCUUACCAGCAGGACAUCUACCAGGAGCAAGAAAACACAGUGGAUAAUUCUUUGGUCAUCAGUGAUUCUCCGUCUCUCAGUUAUAUUGAUUUGGUGGGUUUCAGUUAUCAGGUGGCCCAAGGCAUGGAGUUCCUCUCAUCCAAGAACUGUGUUCAUCGAGAUCUGGCCGCAAGAAACGUGUUGAUCUGUGAAGGCAAACUGGCCAAGAUCUGUGACUUCGGUCUCGCCCGUGACGCCAUGCAUGACAACAACUACAUCUCUAAAGGAAGCACGUUUCUUCCUCUGAAGUGGAUGGCACCUGAGAGCAUCUUUCAUAAUCUCUACACCUCACUGAGUGACGUCUGGUCUUACGGGAUUUUACUGUGGGAGAUUUUCACUCUGGGAGGAACUCCUUAUCCAGAUCUGCCCAUGAACGAGUUAUUCUACAGCGCUCUGAAGAGAGGUUACCGCAUGGUCAAACCAUCAUACGCCUCCGAGGAAAUUUACGAGGUCAUGAGGAAAUGUUGGGAUGAGAAGUUUGAGAAGCGGCCCGAGUUCUCCUUUCUGGUGCACUCUAUGGGGAACAUGCUCUCAGACGGAUAUAAAAAGAGAUACUCUCAAGUGAACGACAGUUUUCUGAAGAGCGAUCACCCCGCAGUGGCGCGUGUGAAGCCGCGGGUCCCCUCUCCUUUUCCGGGCACCUUCUCUCCUGAGUCUCCCUUCUUACAGUUUCCUGCAGACUCGAACACAAGCCCAAACGCAGAUGCUCCGCAUAAUGAGUACAUCAUUCCCAUCCCUGACCCGAAGCCAGAGGAAGAGAUUCCAGACGGACCGGUGCCCGCCGAAAGCCCCUUGAGCUCCUUGAGCUCUGAUGAGGAGACGGUUUCCAUGGAAACCCCGAGUACUGAACCCGAGCGUGAGGAGCAGCUGCCGGAUCAUUCUGCAACUCCAGAUGUGGAGGAGAGCUUCCUGUGACGUCCAACUUCCUGUCUCUGAGUUGUGCAAAUUAUUAGAAGAUGAUGUACAUCGAUAGCAAACAAAUGUGCAUAAAUAGAGUCUGAGGAUCUGCAGGAGUUCCUCAUGUGACACACAUUAAAGCAGUUAUUCUGAAGCGCUGAAACUUCAGGAAACAUACAAUCAUGAUCCAUUUAAGGGCAUUUUAGUUUACUUCUGUACGAUAAUCUGUGUCCUGCUUAAAGGAUCAUCUGUGAAGGUUUGAGCCGAAUGACAUAUUUGAAGCGUUUGUUUUGUUUUUGAAUAAUCUGGUAAAUGCAGUAUUAUGAAGGGCAGUUCAUCUUUACACGUGUGCUUUUGUAAAUAUAUCUUCAGUGUUGAUGUUUAAGGACUCAAUGGGUUGGAUUGUGUUAUUGGAGGUUAUUAAAUGUUGCUGUUUUUUUGAGUUGCAAAUCGUUCUCCGCUGAACCUAUUCAGACAUUAUUCAAAGUGUAUUUUAGAUGAAGAUCCUUGUAGCAAAACUGCACUUUAAUGUUGUAUGGGUAAUGGAAGCAAAUAGUUUAUUCAAGGUAUAAGUGGGAAAGUAUUUGCCCCCCAUUUCUGUGUAUUUUUCAUGCUAAAUUGUUUUAGAUCUUCAAACACACAUAAAACAAAGGCAAUCUGAGUAAACAAAACACUCAGUUUUCAUAUAUAUAUAUAUAUAUAUAUAUAUUUUUUUUUUAAGCAAAAAAGUUAUCCAACACCUAUAUCACCCGUGUGAAAAACUAAGUGCCCCCUUAAAUUUAAUAGCUGGUUGUGCCGCCUUUUGUCUUUCGCAACGCUGUGGGGGAAUUCUGUCCCACUCUUCUUUGCAGAACUGUCCCACCAGAUGUAACGGGACCCCUGUCUUCCAAACAGUUCCACUUUCGACUCAUCAGUCCACAGAAAAGCUUUGAGGAUCAUCAAGGUGUGUUUUGGCAAAAUUCAGACGAGCCUUAACGCUCUUCUGGGUUGGCGGUGGUUUUCAGCCUGCCAGACUUCCAUGGAUGGCAUUAUUGCCCGGUGUCUUUCUGAUAGUGGACUCAAGAACAGGGACCUUUAUUGAUGCGAGAGGGGUCUGCAGUUCUUUGGAUGUCGCCCUUGGCUUUUUGUGACUUCCUGGAUGAGUCGUCGUUGUGCUCUUGGAAGAAUUCUGGAAGGUCGGCCACUUCUGGGAAGGUUCACUACUGUGCCGAAGUGUUCUCCAUUUGGAGAUAUUGUCUCUCACUGGGGUUCUCUAGAGUCCCAGAGUCUUUGAAAUAGAUUAGUAACCCAUCCCAGACUGAUGCAUUUCAAUCAGCUUUUUCCUCAACACUUCUGGAGUUUCUUUCGACCUUAGCAUAGCGUGCUAUGGGUGAGACCUUUAGCCAACUGCAGCUGAACUCUAAACAUAAACUCCAUUUAGGUGUUGAGUUGAUUGAAUGGGACUGGCAGUAAUCAGGUCUGGGUGUGUCUAGUCCAGCUGAACCCCAUUAUGAGUGCAGUUUCAGAGAUAUGGGCAUUUAAUAACUCAGGGGUCAAAUACUUUUUCACACGUGCCCGGUUGGUAUUGGAGAACUUUUUGCUUCAAUAAAUAACGUUAUCCUUUAUACACACAAAAACAGAAGGAAUCAGGAUGGGGCAAAUACUUUUCACAUGCAGCUAAAGUUCAAGUGCUGAAUUGUUUUAUUAGUACCACCCAAAUAAUACAUCUGCCAUCCUAACUGAACUGUCGAAGGUCCGAUUCUCGCACAACGCUUGAUGCAAACACUUCAUCAUGCAGUUUGAGGUGUGAUCUCACGGGUCUUGAUUUUAACACUAAUUGUUUGUAUGCACGAGGCCUUAUUAAAUUGCACAUUUCAGUACACAUAUUACAUAGUAACGUGACACUCUAAGGUACCAAAGCUUUAUGUUUGUUUACAAGUAUAUUUUUGUAGAGCUAUUUUGUACUUUGUUCUUUUACACUUACAUUAUACCAUGUACAAUCAAAAUAAAAACUGUGAUAAAGACUUUAA